Homo sapiens (human) is the source of this 4092-nucleotide messenger RNA. It is a transcript of the gene PRMT2, whose product is annotated as protein arginine methyltransferase 2. Gene Ontology annotation, molecular function: protein-arginine N-methyltransferase activity; methyltransferase activity; histone methyltransferase activity. Bases 147 to 1001 code for a protein of 284 amino acids. Gene Ontology annotation, cellular component: cytoplasm; nucleolus; nucleus. The transcript is spliced from 7 exons. The record is from RefSeq and is marked validated. NCBI's taxonomy places the organism in Eukaryota, Metazoa, Chordata, Mammalia, Primates, Hominidae.
GAGGGCGGUGGCUCAGGCUCCUGGAAAGGACCGUCCACCCCUCCGCGCUGGCGGUGUGGACGCGGAACUCAGCGGAGAAACGCGAUUGAGAAAUGGAAAAGAAAAUGAAAUAAAUCAGCAGUUAUGAGGCAGAGCCUAAGAGAACUAUGGCAACAUCAGGUGACUGUCCCAGAAGUGAAUCGCAGGGAGAAGAGCCUGCUGAGUGCAGUGAGGCCGGUCUCCUGCAGGAGGGAGUACAGCCAGAGGAGUUUGUGGCCAUCGCGGACUACGCUGCCACCGAUGAGACCCAGCUCAGUUUUUUGAGAGGAGAAAAAAUUCUUAUCCUGAGACAAACCACUGCAGAUUGGUGGUGGGGUGAGCGUGCGGGCUGCUGUGGGUACAUUCCGGCAAACCAUGUGGGGAAGCACGUGGAUGAGUACGACCCCGAGGACACGUGGCAGGAUGAAGAGUACUUCGGCAGCUAUGGAACUCUGAAACUCCACUUGGAGAUGUUGGCAGACCAGCCACGAACAACUAAAUACCACAGUGUCAUCCUGCAGAAUAAAGAAUCCCUGACGGAUAAAGUCAUCCUGGACGUGGGCUGUGGGACUGGGAUCAUCAGUCUCUUCUGUGCACACUAUGCGCGGCCUAGAGCGGUGUACGCGGUGGAGGCCAGUGAGAUGGCACAGCACACGGGGCAGCUGGUCCUGCAGAACGGCUUUGCUGACAUCAUCACCGUGUACCAGCAGAAGGUGGAGGAUGUGGUGCUGCCCGAGAAGGUGGACGUGCUGGUGUCUGAGUGGAUGGGGACCUGCCUGCUGGCUGCGCCUCUCCUGAGCUGCCGCAUUCUCCCCUGCACCUGUGCGUCUGGCCCUCUUCACGUCCUCCUGGCCUGCUGUCUGCCUCUCCCCUGCACCUGUGCGUCUGUCCCUCUUCAUGUCCUCCUUGCCUGCUGUCUGCCUGUUCUCAGAGCCCCUCAGCCCUCAGGCCUUCAUCUCUCCUGGCCCAUCUUCCUACUCUGACGCUGACAUGUAGUAAAAGUCUGAAGACAGAGAAGAGUGCAUGUGCGUUUAGCAUAGGAGGGGCAGCUUUCAGUCAGUGCAGCAAGGGCAUGUAGUUGUUCAGAGAUGGUGCUGGAACGACUGAUUUGGAGAAAAGAGGCCCUUCUUCACACCAUCUGCUAAAAUAAACCUCAGAUGGGCUCAAGAGUUAAAUAUUUAAGAAAAGGAGGAAACAAAAAAAUUGCUACAAGUUUAUUUGUUGUUAGGAUGGGAAAGGUUUUUCUAAGAACCAAGUUCAUAAUGAAGCUGUCAAAUAAAAUACUUGACAAAAAAUUCCCCUUCAUACAUUAGCACAGCUAAAAACUAUUAAAUGGUAAAUGCAACUAAAGAAUUGCAGCUAAAGAAUUGUGUGACGUAAAGAGUUGCAAUAAGAAAAGCAUAAGAUAAAGGUAACCUCAUGGAAGGUGAGCAGGGACUAGAAAGGCAGAGAAAUGCCAGAGGCCAGGAGCUUGAACGUUGUUCAAUGCCACCAACAAUUUGAAAGUAACUGUAAUAGUUUUGACCUGGGAAGUUGGCUGAGCAAUCCUCUAAUAUCUGAUGCUCCCGAUGCUGAGGUUGUGGGGAAGUGUGCACCGCCAUGCCCUUUUUUUGGCAGUGUAAAUUGGUAAAGCCUUUUGAAGGAAAAUAGGGCAGAAUAAGUCAAAGAGCAUUAAAAUUUUUUUGUUUUUCCAGAAGCAGCAAAGUUCUGAAGGAGACGCAAGUAAAGAUACCACAGGUGUCCUAGAUUGUCAACAGACCAUUUAAUCAUUUUUGUUAACAAAGCAGGUGACAAUUGAGCCCUAAUUUGCGUUAUCAUUAGUUGUUACAGGAUCUUGCUUGUUCUCCUGAGGCCACGCCACGAUUUCCGAGAAGCAGGUUGCACACUCAGCAGUCUCCCACUAGCCAGUGGCACUGCAGGUGCAGGGGCUGCCUCCUGGACCUUUCAGGACGCUUUGCAAGGUCACUGAGGAUCUCCAUUGCACAUUUGGUAGAAUUAAAAGACUGCCAGACUCAGUCUUACUGUUGUUAGUGUAUUCGUGCUGUCAAUAUGUGAUGAGGACAUAUUAUAUUCCGUUAUUCUCUUUAGCUCAAGGAAGAAUAAAGAAUUUGGACCAAAAUUACAACCACAUUAUGACGAAUUUUCUAAGCAAAAGAAACAAAGUAACUGCUGAGGUUAACAAAGAUGUAAUAAUUCUCUUCACACAGCCUUGUACUGUUUUAUUGACUGUAUUAUCACAAAUCCUGAGCUUAACGAAAGUCUUUAUAAGUCAGCUCAUGAAAACAGGCACGUGGCCAGUAAGAAUUUAAUUUCAUACCAAUAACACUUCAGACUUCGGAUGUAUUUAAGGCUGUUUGCACAUAUUUAUAGAAUGUGUGGUGUAGAUGAUGGGACAGCUCCCCCUCAGCAAGACUCUGGCCUAAAUGUAUUUGCUUUAUUUACACAACAAGAGGAUAAGCGUAAACACGGGCACUUUCAGUUUGUGGCACUGAAGGACGAUCUACACAGGGCACCCUGCAGAGGCCACAACCAAGGCCGCCUGGCUUCCCAGUGGGACAGGCCUAAGGGAGGACUUCUGGCCCCUUUGCUUGAUGUUCAUGUUUUAUGCCUUGAUAUUUCUUUUUGGUUGCAUUCCCUGGAGCUCAUGUAGAUCAUUUUACUUUUCAGAGGUGCUAGUUCUGGUGCCCACACGCACACACACAAAACCAUCAACUCUUCUGGAUUCCUUGGUUUUAAAGCUUGCCUCAUACAAAGUACAGAGACAUCUUUUUCAGGAAACAUUGCCACCACAUGCUUGAAGGACCGCUUAUGGCUACACUUAGACAUCUCCAACCAAGGUCUCUUCACCUCCUUCUACAACAAUGCACUUUGUCUGCACUGGGACAAAAAAUGACAGCCUUUUUUCUUUUCUUGUUUUUUUUUUUUUUUGGCGUGGAGCAUUUCCGAACUUUCACGUCAUAAAAAAUGCAGCAUAGUUAAUCAGCAGCUUGCACUUCUGAGGGCACAUUCACCUCGGGGGAGGAGGAAGGAGGAGGAGCUGGUGGGUGCUGAGACUGCAGUGUCCUCCUUCCCAGCAGCUGGACCCAGAGACCAGGCACCAAAUUUUUUUGAUGAAAUUAUCCUAAGGAAAUAAUCAAAUUUGUACAGAAAUUUAUGUUAAAAAAUGUUCAUGGCAGCACCGUUUAAAAUGGGGAGAAAAUUGGAAACAACAGAAUUGUAGCAAUACAUAUGAUCAUUAAAAAUUAUGUUUUAGAAAGAUUUUUAACAGUCUUUGGAAAAAGUUGGUGACAUGUUGCUAGUUUUUAAAAAAAGUACAGAGUAUGUACAGUAUGAUUCCAAUUUUGUGUUUAAAAAUUAGACAUAGUGGUAACCUAGCUUCAGUUCCAGAUAAGAUGGAGAAGGCAUACUCCUUUCAUGUCUCCCACUGAAUGCAGCUAUAAAUCCUGGAGAGUAGACAGGGAGAAACUAUUUGAGGACUCUGGAACAAAGACAUAGUAGCAAUCGACUGGUGAAGAAGACAAGAAUUUGAAGUACGGUCAAGUAUCUGUGGGCUCCACAUCUGUAGAUACAACCUACAUGUAUUGAAAAUAUCAGAAAAUAAAAAUAACAAUACAACAAUAAACAUCAAUACAAAUAACACACCAAUACAGUAUAGCAGCUACUUACAUAACACUGACAUUGUAUUAGGUAGAAGUAAUCUAGAGAUGAUUUAAAGUCUGUCGGAGGAUGUGUGUAGCCUGUAUGUAAAAACCACGUUAUUUUAUAUGGGGGACUUUAGCAUCCAAGGAUUUGAAUAUCCACGGGGGUCCUGGAACAAGUUCCCCAUAGACACCAAGAAACAACUGUAUUCCUGAAACAGUCUUGAGUUAUCAUUUUCUUUCUUCUCCCUCUAUGUAUGUACAUAGAGUGUACAUACAUAGAGUGAGAAGCAAAGAAGGUCCAUGAAAUGGACCAAUUCUUUUGAAAACUGCAAAUUACCACAGUUCAUCUAACAUGAAAUAGAUAACCUGAAUGGUCCAAUAACUAGUAAAGAUAUUGAAUUAAUAGUUUAAAAACCUUCUGAAAGGUAAAUCU